This is a messenger RNA of Cryptomeria japonica (Japanese cedar), 2033 nucleotides long. RefSeq names its product uroporphyrinogen decarboxylase 1, chloroplastic. The coding region runs from base 145 to 1371 and encodes 408 amino acids. The transcript has 7 exons. NCBI's taxonomy places the organism in Eukaryota, Viridiplantae, Streptophyta, Pinopsida, Cupressales, Cupressaceae. The record is from RefSeq and is a predicted model, not a curated record. Gene Ontology annotation, molecular function: uroporphyrinogen decarboxylase activity. Gene Ontology annotation, biological process: porphyrin-containing compound biosynthetic process.
UUUUAAAAUUGUGCACGACAAGGGAAAACAUCUAUUCCAUCCAUGGAUAAGGAAAAACAGAAUUCAUCAUUUCUCUGUUAAAAGUGGGGUUUCUAUUGCAACAGUUCAUGUGUAAGCAGAAAAGAUUUUAAGGGCGGGUGAGAUAUGCUGCAGGGGAUUAACAUGCAGCCUUUGACAUUAUCCAGCGUGGAGUCCAGGACAUUCUUUUUCGGAGAAACAGUACAACAUGUAGGUUUUCACAGAAGAAGUCCCCGAACAAGAAGAAAACAGCAAAUGGGCUGGAAAGUGCUUGCUUCGAGUAUAGAUCCAUUAUUGGUGAAAGCAGCAAGGGGUGAGAUUGUGGAAAGGCCGCCAGCAUGGAUGAUGCGUCAGGCAGGAAGGUAUAUGGCUGCUUACAGAAAGGUUGCAGAGAAACAUCCAUCUUUCCGUGAGAGGUCAGAGACAACUGAUCUGAUUGUGGAAAUCUCUUUGCAGCCCUGGAGAGCAUUCCAUCCUGAUGGUGUAAUCAUUUUUUCAGAUAUACUUACCCCUUUGCCAGCAUUUGGCAUACAAUUUGAUAUUGAAGACAUGAAGGGUCCUGUAAUACAUACUCCUAUCCAGACAGAGGAGGGGCUGAAAGCAUUGCAUCCUAUUGAUCUUGAAAAGCUCCAAUUUGUUGGGGAGUCUCUCAGCAUUUUGCGUAAUGAGGUUGACAAUAAAGCAGCAGUUUUAGGCUUUGUUGGAGCACCAUGGACCAUUGCUACAUAUAUUGUAGAAGGGGAAACAACUAGAACAUUCACAAAAAUUAAAACUAUGUGCCAUAGAUCACCUUCUAUAUUGAGGUCUCUUCUCUCACAUCUUUCUCAAUCAAUAUCAGAUUACAUUGUAUUCCAAGUCAAUUCUGGUGCACAGUGUAUUCAAAUUUUUGAUUCAUGGGGCGGGCAGCUAACACCAGAUCAGUGGGAGCAUUGGUCAAAACCAUAUAUAAAGCAGAUUGUGAGUACAGUUAAGACUAAGUGCCCAGGUGUACCUUUGGUCCUGUACAUUAAUGGUAAUGGUGGGCUUUUAGAACGUAUGAAAGAAACAGGAGUUGAUGUCAUCGGACUUGACUGGACAGUUGAUAUGAAAGAUGGUAGACACCGGCUGGGGUCUUCAAUUGGGGUACAAGGCAAUGUGGAUCCAGCUAUACUUUUUUCUCCACUGUCAUCUAUAACAGAAGAAACUCAAAGGGUGGUCAGAAGUGCAGGGAGAAAGGGUCAUAUUUUAAACUUGGGACAUGGUGUUCUUGUUGGAACUCCAGAGGAAGCUGUUGGUCAUUUCUUUGAUGUUGCAAGAUCUUUGGUUUAUGAUACAUCAUCUCCCAAUCAUUCAGCAUGUGAAUCUUUGGUUUGACAAAGACCCCAAAAUAAGAAGUGGUUUAAACUUGUACUAAAUCUUGGUUGCAAUGAGUUGUUUGUAUGUGAUUAUUUUUCCACUUAAUUUAAUAUUGAUGAUGUCUGUAUAACUGUCUUUAACCAAAUGCUUAGCACUGGCAUACCUACGUUUGAUGGAAAGAGAAAAGAGGGAUUGGCACAACGAAUGCGCAUCAAGAACAUAUCUAGCUGGAUUUGCAUAGUUUGCUUGAACAUUUAGAAUUGUUUAAUCCUUUUGUAUUCAAGGUGAAGAGUUGUACAGGUUGUCAUUUGAAUUCUUUUGCAAUGUGACUAUGGUACAAUUACUGGGCCAAAAUGUGGCAUGAUUGAGAUUAUGGGUGAAUUUCAUAACAGGUGUGUUUUGUUUGAAAAAUCUGUUCUGAAGUUUUGCGAGAAUAUUUCUUCUUACAAACCAGACUAUUUUCACAGUGGAAAGCAUUACAAUUUACAGCUAAACCACAGCUGAAGGGACAUAGCAAGAACAUGCAUCAUUGGUAAAAUCCCAUAUGGUUCCAUGGGCAAUAGGAUUUGUCUUACCAGAUUGAGUUGAAACAUACAUGAUGUUACUCCAUAGGCCUUAUGUAAGACAGGUGAAGUUGUGCUAAUAUUUUUUCUUUUUUAAUGAUGGAAUCUAUGUUCGCA